Molecule: messenger RNA, 4087 nt
Organism: Chenopodium quinoa (quinoa)
Lineage: Eukaryota; Viridiplantae; Streptophyta; Magnoliopsida; Caryophyllales; Amaranthaceae
Exons: 9
Coding region: 1519-3822 (767 amino acids)
Molecular function (GO): protein binding
Source: RefSeq, a predicted model, not a curated record
CCCAAUUUAGUUGUGAAUUAUUUAUUGAAACUUGGUGAGCCUAAUGCUGAAGGUUGUUCAGAGAAGCAACCAGAGAGUGUUGCUGUUGCUGAUGUAUUUGGGAAGUCUGCUUCUCAGAAACCAGUAGGGAUGGUUUCUUCUAAGAAGCAAGACGUAGAGAAAACAGCAAAGAAAGGAACAAAGGAAAUGCUUCUGUGUUUUUCAAAGUUGAAAGUUCUGCAUUCUGAUUGUUUAAGUGAUGUUAAUAUCAAGGUUUUUGAGAGUUUAUAAUCCAAAAGCUAAGAGAAUGAAGAGUUUAAGGCUUCAGGUUGCUGAUUAUUGCUUUGGUGACAACUAUGAAGGUUUUGAUAUGAUGGAAGUUUUGGUGUUUUUUUUUCUGAAUUUUAUAAUUUGUCGCGUGAAGAAUUAUGACAUUGAUAGAGGAGGAGCUUAUUUCAAGUCGGGUUAUGGACUGUUUUUUUGUGUUGCUGAAUUAUGUUCAGUGCCAAAAAGCAGCUACUGUUGCCAAGUUAUAUUUUGGUGGUGAACAUAUGUUACCUCUUUUGCGCUGUAUAUUCAAUGGAGAAGGAUGCUUCUUUGAAAAAGAAAGUUUCGGAGCAUGGGAUCAAUGGCUUGAUGUUGUUAAAACUAUUGCAUUUUUUGAUGCAAAGCUGCUUUUUAUUCCCAUCUAUUAUUUCAAUCAUUAUUAUGUUGUUGUGAUAAACUUCAUCAACAGCUCUGUUGAUUAUCUCGACAAUAGAAGAUAUUUCUUGGGUGUUGGAAGGAAUAUUACUAGGACUUUUGAUGAACAUCAUACUUGUUAUUAUACUCUUGUUUGGUAUUUGAGACGCUACUUUUAAAAGUAUCUGGUUUUAAAGAAUCAUGAUCAAGGGGAACUUGUCAACGAUUUCCCUAUUAGAAUGAUCCCAAUUUAUUCUCAGCAGUGUUCAAAGAACAAUGAUUGUGGGGUUUUCUGUUUAUUUCAUUGUUCUGUAUACGAAGGCGAAGAAUUUCAUUGUAAAAAUUUGACAAAGCCAGCUAAUCGUCUUCGUUACAGAGCUGAAAUUUGUGCAUCAUUGGUCCUGGUAAUUUGAAUCAAUUACGGCUAGAUGUUCUGGAGAAGGUUAAAGUUUUUCUAGCCAACCAUGAUGAAAUUUAUAAUGAAGUCCUAACUAAUGAAGAGGUUGAUAAAGAAGAGCUUCUUGCCUUGGCUCAAGCUGAAAAGGAAGAAAAGGCUAAAGAGAAAUUGGCCAAAAAAGAAGCAAGACAGAAAACAAAUGAAGUAAAACAAAAGGAAAAGUUGGUUAAAAAACCAGCAAAAAAGAAACUAGAAGAAGAACAAGGAACAAAAAAGUUGUCUACAGAAGAAUAAAAAAACAAUGCAGAUGAAGAUGCAUCACUGGCUGCAAUUAUGGCAGAAACUAAGGCAACUAAGGCAAAGUUGUCUAAAGUCAAAGCAGCAGGUCAAUCAAAGCUCUCAUCUCGUCAAAAGUAAGAAGUGUCACUCUUUAAAGCUUUGAUUGCAUGUUAUCUUGAUCAAUGGAAAAGACGAAGGUGGAGGAUUAUUGGUGCCUUCCACCUGCAGAGAGAUCACCCUAUCUUGUGUAUACGCUCCGGAAUGUAUGUGGGGAUGAUGAUGAUGAUGAGUCUAAACCAACUCAAACAUUCUGCACUAUUGAUGAGGGUAAUGAUGUCAGUGAUUACUCGUAUAUCAAGAGUAUCCCUCAACUGCGCGGUAAAUUUAUUUGUGCCUCUUGUCAUGGCUGGUUAAUCUUAGGCGAUUUUGUAGACAAAUUCUUAUAUUAUUUAUGGAAUCCGCUCACAUUGGAACUUAUAGCACUCCCUCCGUUGCCAAAUUCAGCUUACACAGAUGAUGAGGCUCUUGAAAUUUAUGGAGAUCUUGAAAAAUAUAGAGCUUACACAUUGAUUACAUUAGGUGAUGAAGAUCUUGAAAAAAAUAGUGUUGGUAACAAUGUCUCUGUAGUUUUAUUGUUUUUUGAUGACAAAGUCUUUUCUUAUCGACUUAGCUCAAAGAGUAGUAGUGAUAUAAGUUCUAAUUGGAUCAAUCAUGGACUCGAGCUUUUUGGCAAGAAAUUAACAAUACACAAUGUUAUUACAGUGAACAAAGUCGUAUAUGCAUGGGCUCAUAAAUAUUAUAGAGAGGAUAUUGAUGGACCUGAUCGUUCAUCCAUUUUGUUAAGUAUUGAGGUUGCCAAUGACGCUACUGACUCAUUCACUAUAAAGUCCUUGCAAAUGGAUCCGCUGCCACAAAAUGGCUUAGUUAGUUCUGAUAAACUUGUGGACUAUUGGGUUGAAUCUUGUGGUCAUGUAUACUAUAUCUGGUAUCUUGUCCGCCGGUGUAUGGAUUGUCGUAUCAGGAUGGUGAAGAUUUAUGAGUUGGAUUUGGUGGGAAAUAAGUGGGUGGAGGUGAAGUCUUUGGAUGGCCGCGCCUUUUUCUUAGGCCAAGAUUGUAGCACCUGGUGCUGGGGAAGUAACUCAGGUGAUGGCAGUGGAUGUGUCCGAGGGGAUUGCAUAUACUUUCCUGUUCCAAAAAGAGAGUAUUUUGAUAAUACUAUAUAUUAUUGUUACAGCCUAAAUGAGGGUGCUUUGAGUAUGAAAUUGUUCCGCUCAGAGCUAUCAAGACAUUAUGCUCCUAUUUGGCUGAAUUUGAUGCCGCAAUAUCACAGUUUAUUAGGCGUUCAGGAUAUGAAAGGCAAAGAAUUGACUCAGAUUAAGGAAAAUGUAGAUGGUCUUGACUGUGAGAUGAUUAGUUAUAGUACAAGCUACGAUGAGUGCCACAGAGAAGAGAACAAAAGACGAGGAAAAAGACCACAACUCUCUGAGCUUCCACUCCAUCUUAUAUAUCUGAUUUCAAAGUAUAUGCAUUUGUUCGAUCUCUGGAAUUUUCGAGUUAGCUGUAAGACAUUUCAUGAUGCAGUAUCUCAACCCCAACACAGAACCAAUAACAUGCUUCCGUUGUUUGUCGUCUUGAAGAAUGAUGGCAGAUCUUGUGAAAUAAUAGACCCAUCACUUGAUUAUUCAUGUUCCAGCAUUUUGCAACUUUCUUCUGACCCUUUUGCUAUUGAAUUUUUCAAGGAUGGGUGGUUAGUUAUAUCUGUUGAUUCUAAAACACAAUUGAAAUACUAUAAUCCCUUCUCAAGAGUUAGUGGGGAUUUUCCUUCUGAUGUUGAUAUACAUCGCUUUACACGCAUCGGAUUCUCUACAUACCCUACUUCUCCUGAUUGUGUCACGGUUGCAAUUGAUAAUAGCAUACCUUGUGCAGUCAAAAUCUAUUGCAUUAAAUAUGGGGAUGAAUCAUGGGAUAGUUUUAUGUUUCGCCGCCGCCUUAACUUUUUCUUUGGAUCAAGCAGCCCAAUUUAUAUAGCAGGAACAUUCUACAUUCUCGACGCAGUUGGAAAUCUUGGAGCAUAUAUAUUGAUAGAUGGUAAAGGAAGUUGGAGAGUUUACAAUAGGCCGUACAUUAUUGGGAAUUUGAAACGUACGAGGGCCUAUUUGGUUGAGAGUGAUGGAGAACCACACUUUGUGUGUAUUCGUGAUGAUUGGGGACCUUGGGUUAAAGUGUUCAAGUUCAACCUUCUCCAGGUUAAAUGGCUUGAAGUUAAAAGCCUGGGAAACCAUAGCUUUUUCUUGAGUCAUACUUUUUCGUUUUCAGUAGAAAUUACAAAGGCUGGGAUGCAAAAUAGGAUCUAUCUUUCAAGGCUCAAAGGGAAUGGUAUACUUUUCUACUCGCUUGAGACACAUAAGUAUCAUGUUUUGGGGACUGAAGAUUCCAUGGAGCACUUUUCCGGUACCCAGGAGCCAAUGCAGUGCUGUUGGCUUUAACUCAUAUACAUUGUGCCAUUUUAUGAAAUCUUCUUCCACAUAAUGUGAAUCUAAGGAUCAGUUUAAAAGUUGAAUCUGUUUUAGUGUUUAGUAAAUUAAGUGUUUCCCUUGAUUUUGAUUUUUUGCCAAAGCAAUCUUACUUCUGUACGCCUGCUUUUGUAUUUGAACCUUGUAUUAUGAUUCCUUCACAUUAGCUACUUUGACAAGAACUGAACAUCUGCUGGUUUCUGCUGCGGCUAUAAUACUCGAGUCUUGACAGUUGACA